This is a messenger RNA of Vigna angularis (adzuki bean), 2049 nucleotides long. Its product is annotated as protein LAX PANICLE 2. The coding region runs from base 398 to 1597 and encodes 399 amino acids. The transcript is spliced from 4 exons. The record is from RefSeq and is a predicted model, not a curated record. Lineage: Eukaryota; Viridiplantae; Streptophyta; Magnoliopsida; Fabales; Fabaceae. Gene Ontology annotation, biological process: multicellular organism development.
UCUCUCUCUUUCUUUCUAUUUUCUCUCAUAGCUUCUGCAAACAGUUCUAUCCCACAAGCGUCCAAACAAAGAGAAUUAAUGGAAAGUGAGAUUUGCAAGAAAGAAUUAUUUAGUUCUCUUUGUUGUUCUUGCUGCGGCUACUGAGGAUUAUUUGCAUAGUUCAUGGCUGUCUUGUUACUGUUAACUCUCUUCCUUAUUGAUCAUGAUAUCGAUGAUGGCAGACCACUAUGCAACUCCUGUUCCUCACCCUUUUGCACAAUAUAAACCCGAGAUUCCACACCCCUUCUCUUCUUUUUCUUCUUCCGCUUCUUCUUCUAAUGGGUUGUGCUGAGAUCAGACACGUGUCCAGCUUCGACAUCAUCGGAUUUGGUUUCUUGGUCUGUAGGGUGAGUUCAAUAUGACCAUGGUUCCUUCUCAAAACGGGAAACAUCAGAACAUUAACAGGAGUGGUGAUUAUGUUAUUUACGGUAGCACGACAACGAGUAGUGCUAUGAACCAGAUCAUUGAAGUUGAAGGAGGCUACAAUUGCUUACUAGGAUCUGAUUUUGUGGUGAGGAGGCACAUCAUGGCUGAGGCGGAAGAAUCGUCCAGACACAACAACAACGAGGAAGCUGAACCUGGUGGCUGUGGUUCGACCUCAAAGGAUGAAGAAGUAGAAGGAGCAAACACAAACACCAACACCAACAACAAUAAUAACAAUAACUGGCUUCAAUUAGGCAUAGGUUUGACGAGCACAAAGGAAGAACUUGAUCGAACCGUUCCAACAACAAUCGCCUCAGGGCCUGUGGAGUUAGACUUGCUGCCCUCACGGCGGAGGUUCGAUCAGCCGGCGGCGUUUUUUCCGGUGGUGACUUCCGGGAGAGGAGGAGGGUCUAGUUUUGGUGGUUCUUCUUCUUUGGUUUUCGAGCAUCAAACGACGUCGCCUUCUUCCAUGUCCAUGUCCAUGUCCAUGGCUAGUGGUCCAAUUACCUCAACCUUUGGUCAUCAAGAGAUGAUGAACUGGGCAUUUGGUCCACUGCUUCCUCCUUCGAUGUCUAUUAUGCCCUCUUCGUCCUCUUUCACUCCUCUUCCACCUCCGCCUUCUUCUUCUUCUUCUUCCUCAUCACAAACCUGUCACUCCUCUUUCAGGCCUCCCUUAGGAUCCUACUUUCCCACACCCUUUCAUCACUUUCCUUCUUCUUCUUCUUCUGGAUUUAAUCAAUACGACGUGGCCGGGGCAGGACCAAGCUCCGAUGUCACUGUUCGAGUUGUUGAUCCUCCCAGAAGACCUCAUUCUGGAAUAUGGUUCAUGUUACAAGCCUCUCAGAAUCAAGCGAAAGAACCAUUCUUGCCACAAAUACCUAAGAACUACCUUAGAAUUAAAGACGGAAGGAUGACAGUUCGGUUGCUAUUGAAGUAUCUGGUUAGCAAACUCAGACUGGAAAGCGAAUCAGAGAUAGAGAUAACAUGCAGAGGGCAGCAACUUUUACCUUUCUUGACGUUGCAGCAUGUGAGGGAUAACAUAUGGAGUCUCAGAGACACCACAACAUCUUUGCUUUCAGAUUCCUCAACCUCGGAUCAUGUCAUGGUGCUCCAUUAUGGUAGAACCACUGCUUAAGAACAACUAAUUAACUUCCAUGCUGUUAAUUGUAUCCUUGUUAACUUAUCUAAACUUCCUCAACCUCUUCUUUUUUUUUUUAGUUUUUUUUUCGAUUUAAUUUUCUAUUCUAAUGGGUUUUGAUUAUUAUUUAUUUUGAUUUUUCUUCCCCUUCUAUAUUUCUUAAUUGACAUGGAGAUUAUGGAAAAAGUCACAUAUAUAUAUGUCCCUCCAAAACAGUGUUUAUUCCAUUAGGGUUUUGGUUGGGGUGGGUAGAAUUACCCUAAAUUGUAUUCCCAUGUUGGACGGGGUGGGUGAGGAAUUGCCAUCAAAUGUAUUUUCAGGCACAAAACUCAAUCUAAUUUUAUCCACUAACCCUAUUCCCCUUUUACUCUCUUUUUAUUCUCAUUUAUAUAUAUUUUCUUCUGCUUAUAGACAAAAAGAGAAAAAUAAAAUAACUUAUAUUAUGAUUA